AUGAGCCAAGUUACUACGAUUUCUGGUACCGUACUGACAUGUACUAAACGCGCUUAAAAAGCGGACGACGCUCGCGUGCGUUUGACAGAAACAACAAAAACGGUGACUGAAAGCCACAACAACAACAACGACGUUGCGGGGUUAUUGUUAUUUGUACGUUUAUUUUCCUCAAGCGACAAAAAAGAAUACGGUUUGUGAGAAUUAAAAAGAACGAAGCGAAAGAAAGCCGUCUUAAAAAUAAAAAUCGAAGAGGAGCGAGAAAGCAGUACAGCAAAGCGGCGGCCAGAACAGGACGGAGCGAACGGCAAAGACAGACGGAGUUUCAGGCAGAGCUUCAGGCGUCGAACAAAGCCUGUAGUGGAAUUGGGAGAAACCAUGGUGAACCACCACUCGAAUGGAGGCGGAAGUGCCGGAAAUAGCAGCGGAAGCUUAAGAGGAGGAGGGGCCCAUGGAGGAGGCGGAGGAGGAGACUAUUCUGGAGAUGACCGCAGUGGAGGCGGCGAGGAGCGGGAGCGUCUGGAAAGCGACUUGCAUGAUAAGCCCACCUACCUUCUGGAACACCUGGCAACCUUCACGGUAAACAAGGAGUCAGGCAUUGUGUAUCCGGCGGACGGAAUGCGUCGCCUUCUUCAGCUGGAAAAGACCACUGGUAUUUGGUCGCAGAAGAUGCAGCUCUGCCUGGACUACCAGUGGGUGUUAAUCAUGGACUACGAAACGGGGAAUAUCAUCGAAAGAUUCCCCGCUUCCUUGGUCCAGGAGCCAACCGCCUUCACCUCCAAUGACGCCAUGGAGCUGUACAAUAACAUUCUGGUCUUUAUCGUGUCCGGAGGCGGUGGUUCCCGCUCUGAGAUGCACAUAUUCCAGUCACAAAGCGUGUCCGCUGUUCACCUGGUGGAGGAUCUGAAGCAGCUAAGGAGCGGAAAGAUGAUCACGCAGCAGCGCGGUGCUACACCCACACAAUCGGGCGGCGGAGGCGGUGCCAUGAUGAUGAGCAAGACCUCAUCGUCCUCCUCGCACAGUCGAGUGGAGUUGCACCAGCACAGGGAGCAGCGUGUAGAUCGCGAGAGGGAGCGGGAUCGAGAUCGCGAGCGUGAAAGCCAUCAUCACUUGCACCAAAGGAGCAGCAUGGAGCAGUACGGAAUGCGGGCCGGCGUUGGUGUUUCUGGAGACGAUGUGGCACAUAUCAGUGGAGAAACUGACUCGGAACAUGGCGGGAUAGGAGUAGGAGGAGGAGCAGCGGAGCGCGAUGAAACGAGCUCCACGUCUAGUGAAAAGUACGAAAGAGAUGUGGCCGUACUCAAUCAUUGUUUCGACGAUAUUGAGAAGUUCAUAGCCCGCCUUCAACACGCGGCUGCUGCUUCCCGAGAACUCGAGCGGCGCCGUCGCAAUCGGAAGUCCAAAAAAAGGGAUCCAGGAGAGGGAUUGCUUACUCUGAGAACGCGACCGCCCCACGAAAAGGAGUUUGUGGACAUUUUCGCCAAGUUUAAGCUGUCAUUUAACCUGCUGGCCAAGUUGAAGGCGCAUAUCCACGAUCCCAAUGCCCCCGAGCUGGUGCACUUCCUCUUCACGCCGCUCGCCCUGAUUGUGGAGGCCUCCAGCGACACGUACUACGAGUCCCAGCUGCCGGCUCGCGUGGUGAAUCCCCUUCUCACCAGAGAGGCCAUCAACCUGCUCAUCAACUGUGUGACAAGCAAGGAGACGGAGCUGUGGCGCUCCUUGGGCGACGCCUGGGUUAUCCCGCGGGAUCAGUGGAAGGAUGAUGUGGGGUCCUACCAUCCGGUUUUCCUCGACGGGUGGUCACCGGACUACUUGAUCAACGACGAGCUGGAACCGCCACCAAAUUCCCCACCCGCUCAUGUGAGCAAGCGCAGGCUCGAGGUACAGGCGGGAUCCGCAUUGAAUGGUCGAGGAGGAGGAGGUGGAUACGAUGACUACGACUCCGGGAAUGGGAUGAACAUGGCCAUGGGCAUCGAGAAGUACACCAUCCAUCACGGCAAUGACGGGUUAAGAGAGCGUGAGAGGGAACGCGAUAGAGAUCGGGCGGGAGCCAUCAGUGCCUCUGACUUUAACACCCGCAGCGAGCUCUCCUUUGACUCGAUUGAGGGCAGAGGAGGCGGAGCACCGGGACAUGGACAUGGCCAUGGACCAGGACCUGGACCCACCCUCAGCGCCAUCACAGCUGGUCUGCAGAAUCUGCACACGCGGGAUUCCCGCGGUGGCAACGGAUACGGAGUAGGAGCUGGUCCCGGGCCCUCCUCUGAGUUGGGUGGCGGUGGAAGGGGACCACCAAAUGUCAGCGACGACCAGAUGCUCGAGUCUUGGUUGGAAGAUCUACAGGCGACAGGGGCUAAGAUUGUGCUGGUGACCUAUCCACGUACCGCGAACAAUGACAAGGAGCUCAGCGUGAUGCGAGGCGAAUACUUAGAGAUCCUUGACGACACCCGAAAGUGGUGGAAGGCGCGCAACAUGCGGGGACAAGUGGCCCACGUGCCCCACACGAUCGUCACCCCCUUUAAUUUCGGCGAUGGAGAUGGAAGCCAGUUCUACGGACAACAACAGCAGCCGCAGACGGGUCCUCCGGGCUCGGGUAACAAAUCGCGAUCAGGGGAUAUGCCUGGCAUGGACCAGCGAUCGCCGGACCCCACCGACAUGAUGCGCAGCAAGCAUCUGGGCAAGAAGGGCGAGUUCCGCUACUUCUAGGAUCGAUAUACGAUAUCUAUAUACAUACACACAUAUUUCGUAGUGAGAAUCUAGCAUUAAAGAGAUACAGACAUCAGCAGUCCUGUCUAGGAUGCUAGUCCUGAUCUAUAUCCGAUCGGAUUAGCUCCGAUACUUUGCACUCGCUCGCAGGAGUGUGCAAACUAGAACUAACCUUAAGACUAACCUAAGUGGAGCUCCAGAUGGGGGCCGUUGAGCGGCAUGUGGCUCCUGCUGAUGCGGAUGCUUAAGUUGAUGCUGAUCAAGACGAAGUAGGGGAGGCGACGGCAAUAAUUUGUUUUAAUAAAAUUAUAUCCAAAGGA
Molecule: messenger RNA, 3020 nt
Organism: Drosophila eugracilis
Lineage: Eukaryota; Metazoa; Arthropoda; Insecta; Diptera; Drosophilidae
Product: epidermal growth factor receptor kinase substrate 8-like protein 2
Exons: 6
Coding region: 376-2700 (774 amino acids)
Biological process (GO): regulation of Rho protein signal transduction; Rho protein signal transduction
Cellular component (GO): plasma membrane
Molecular function (GO): actin binding
Source: RefSeq, a predicted model, not a curated record